Molecule: messenger RNA, 1959 nt
Organism: Coniophora puteana RWD-64-598 SS2
Lineage: Eukaryota; Fungi; Basidiomycota; Agaricomycetes; Boletales; Coniophoraceae
Exons: 21
Coding region: 71-1930 (619 amino acids)
Source: RefSeq, a predicted model, not a curated record
UGCCGUCACCGAGAACCGCGACAGCUAGCUUGUUGGACACUUUCACCCCUCAGCCUCUCGAAACACGGCCAUGGAUGAUGAGAACAGGAACGGAGACCAGGAUACUGGACAACUUCUUUCCAACAGAGCGAAAAAGCCGUCUCCAGAUACAUUGACGAAACUCAUUAAGCGUCUGAGGCUGCUCACGUUCACGCUUCUGCCUCAUGAGGUUGAUGUUGAAAGUAUCAGCAACCCUGUCAGCAAAGUGAUCACUCCAAAUGUUGUCAACGCGUACUUGGACGCAGCUGGAGACUUCAAGGCAGCUCUCCCCUACUGCCUUUUGCAAGCGCGUGCUCGGUUUAUGAGUGAAGCGAAUAAUAAUCCUGCCGAUUAUGAUGAAAACCUAGGCAGAGCUACUGCUUGUGAGGUUAUUGCACGUCGCAUCGUACACCAGAGCCCUACGGACCAGCUUGAUGAACUCAUGUCCGCUCGGUACAGCCACAUACAAAUGGACGGAGAUGCCAGCGAGCUUUCAAGUGCGCUUGAGGUUGCCAUCGACUCGCACAGCACUAUCUUCAUCUCCUCCAGCGAGGCACAGAGCGUUGUCAACUCUCUUUGGAAUGGUGAAGUCGUCCAAAAGCAUAUCGGAAAAUCUGACAUUCAAUAUGUUCCUUACCAUCGAACACAUGGGGAUGAUAUCUGGAGUCACUUUGACGCUACUAGAAUUUCUGUCCCUCGGUAUCAGAACUUUUUCAGGAUUAUCGUCUGGCUAGCCUUCCUAGUCGUUUACUCUCAAGCCGUACGCGAGCCCAUCGAACGACUUAACCCUGAUCCCAUGCCUGGAGACUUUUGGGAGUAUAUCUUGUACUUCCUGGCUCUGGCCUUUUGGUUCGAAGGUAUGCUAGAUGGUUAUUCUUACGAGCCUUGGUACAAACUCUUCCGAUACGCAACGUGGAGGGCUUUCAGCUUUUGGAACGUCAUUGCAUUUAUCACCGACUGCUUGCUUGCUGCUGCAUUCAUCCUCCGCGUGGUGGGGUUGAACCAGCAGGGGGAAGCGGCGAAUUACUACCGCCUGCGGAGUUUCCAAGUGCUCAGUUUCGUUGCGCCAUUUAUUUGGUUACUACUCACUGUCUUUGACGGAUACAAAUAUGUUGGGACAAUGCAAAUAUGCGUCGCCCGGAUGCUGCAGGAAUCGGGCAUCUUCUUCGCGCUACUAUCUAUCUUGGCCUUAGGAUUCUUGCAAGGCUUGUAUGCAUUGGACGCCGCCGAUGGACAAAUUGAAGAUGCAUCUGUGGUCAUCCAUGUUCUGGUCCAAGCACUGCUCCAAUCACCUAAUUACGAGAAAUUCGCACCAAGCAUCGCUGGCCUCAUUUUGUACUACUUCUGGAACGUCGUGACGGCACUCAUCCUCUUGAAUGUGCUCAUCUCGCUCUUUUCAUCGGCGUACUCAGACGUUGUUGAUCAUGCUGAGGCGGAGUACCUGGCGUUCUUCGCCAGCAAGACAGUCGCCAUGAUCAGAGCACCAGACUCUUUUGUUUAUCCCGCUCCGUUCAACCUUAUUGAAAUGUUCUUCAUUGCACCACUGGAAUGGCUACCUAUAUCAUCGAAAACCUACGCCAAGAUCAACCGCCUCGUUAUGACUAUUCUCUUCUUCAUCCCGUUGUCUGUGAUCGCACUCUACGAGUGCCUGACGCAGCGCCGGUCCUGGAUGGUAGACUGGUUGGAGGUUGCGGACGAUGGGGAUCAGCUCAGUGACGAAGCCAAGGACCCGCAGGUGGACGAGGUUCAGGAAGAAGGGCGGACCAUCACCCAGGUACCGUUUGAUGAGCUUGUGAAGAAGUUCCCCAAUACGAAGGAGUCCGGCGAGGACUCGAUCAGGAGAGAGAUAAGAGCGCUGAACGAGAGGAUGACAGAGCUGUUGCAAAAGAUUGAUAGUAUGCAAACUUCGUAGAUGAGCACCCAUUUCUGGUUGGAUUUAUC